ACCUGGCGCUGGAGCGAGCCAUGUUCUCCUGCGUGCUCCGGCCCCUGAGGUCCCACCUGGAGAAGGCCCUGGUGGCGUUGCACAACCAGGACGGCUCCAGCCAGCGCCUCGCCCAGAACCUGCUCCGUCUGAAAGGGGACGCGGCCAUGGAGCGGCUCGGCGUGCGGACGGGCGUCCCGGACGGACGCGGGGUGGAGAGGGUGAAGCAGAAGCUGGCGCUCAUGCAGCGGACGCACUCGCCCAUCGACAAAGUCCUGCUGCUGCUGCAGGUGUGCAAGUGCGUCCACAAGGCCAUGGGCUCCCUGCACGGACAGGAAGUGAGCUGGGACGACUUCCUGCCGUCGCUGUCGUAUGUGAUGGUGGAGUGUAACCAGCCUCACAUUCUGAUGGAGGUGGAGUACAUGAUGGAGCUGCUGGAGCCGUCCUGGCUCGGAGGAGAGGGUGGUUACUACCUGACCAGUGUGUUCUCCAGCCUGUGUCUGAUCCAGAGCCUGGAUCGGGAGCAGCCGGUGUCGGGCUGCCUGACGCCGGAGGCCCAGGAGGCGCUGAAGGAGUGGAGCUGCAGACGGAGCCGGGAGGCCCAGAGACAAAAGGAGAGCCAGCAGAGCCAG
This is a messenger RNA of Paralichthys olivaceus (Japanese flounder), 611 nucleotides long. The record is from RefSeq and is a predicted model, not a curated record. NCBI's taxonomy places the organism in Eukaryota, Metazoa, Chordata, Actinopteri, Pleuronectiformes, Paralichthyidae.